Exophiala dermatitidis NIH/UT8656 is the source of this 1323-nucleotide messenger RNA. Its product is annotated as translation elongation factor Tu. Gene Ontology annotation, cellular component: mitochondrion. Gene Ontology annotation, molecular function: translation elongation factor activity; GTP binding; GTPase activity. Lineage: Eukaryota; Fungi; Ascomycota; Eurotiomycetes; Chaetothyriales; Herpotrichiellaceae. Gene Ontology annotation, biological process: mitochondrial translational elongation. The record is from RefSeq and is a predicted model, not a curated record. The coding region runs from base 1 to 1323 and encodes 440 amino acids. The transcript is spliced from 3 exons.
AUGGCUUUCUCCCGCUCGCUCACAUCCUUACUCCGCACGUCGCGGCAUAUUGCUUCGCCUGCGCGUGGUGUCAAUCCCGUUAACAGAGUAUUCGGACACGACAGAUUCGGGGCCCGAACCUAUGCUGCCGUUUUCGAGCGAAACAAGCCCCAUGUGAACGUCGGUACGAUCGGCCACGUUGAUCACGGCAAGACCACUCUUACGGCCGCCAUCACGAAAAGACAAGCCGAGAAAGGCUAUGCGACCUUCCUAGAAUAUGGCGCCAUUGACAAGGCUCCUGAAGAGCGGAAGCGAGGUAUCACCAUUGCGACUGCGCACAUCGAAUACCAAACCGACGCUCGCCACUAUGCCCACGUCGACUGCCCUGGUCACGCCGAUUACAUCAAGAACAUGAUUACUGGUGCUGCUCUCAUGGAUGGUGCUGUGAUGGUGGUUGCUGCUGGUGAUGGACAAAUGCCUCAAACACGUGAACAUCUUCUGUUGGCUCGUCAAGUCGGUGUGCAAAAAAUUGUUGUUUUCGUCAACAAGGUCGAUACUGUCGAGGACCCUGAAAUGUUGGAGCUCGUCGAGAUGGAAAUGCGUGAACUCCUGUCCAGCUACGGCUUUGAGGGGGAGGAGACUCCCAUCAUCUUCGGUUCGGCUCUCUGCGCCCUGGAGGGUACUCGACCUGAAAUUGGUGUCGAGAAGAUUGAUGCUCUGCUCAACGCUAUCGAUACUUGGAUUCCUACCCCGGUCCGAGAGACUGACAAGCCUUUCAUGAUGUCGGUCGAAGAAGUGUUCUCCAUCUCCGGUCGUGGUACCGUCGCUUCUGGACGUGUCCUGCGUGGUGUCUUGAAGAAGGAUUCGGAAGUCGAGAUUGUUGGUGGUGGCCCUCAGCCGAUCAAGACCAAGGUCACCGAUAUCGAGACCUUCAAGAAGUCCUGCGACGAAUCCAGAGCCGGUGACAACUCGGGUCUCUUGCUCCGUGGUGUUAAGCGUGAAGAUGUCAAACGUGGAAUGGUUGUUGCUGUUCCCGGAACGGCCAAGGCCCACCAGGAAGUGCUCGUGUCCAUGUACGUGCUGACCGAGGAAGAAGGUGGGCGGAAGUCAGGCUUCACCCAGAACUACAGACCCCAGCUCUUCAUCCGAACGGCCGAUGAGGCCGCUGAUUUGGCCUGGCCCGAGGGCACCGAAGAUACUGGCAAGAUGGUCAUGCCAGGUGACAACGUCGAGAUGGUCCUCAAGACCAACCACCCCAUCGUCAUGGAGCCUGGUGAACGAUUCAACCUGCGUGAAGGUGGAAAGACGGUUGCCACUGGUCUUAUCACCCGUGUUAUCAAAUAA